UGUCUUGGGAGAACCAUUGGACUGAGCCCACUAUCUUUCCGGUUUCUUACUACCGGUAGGCUACAGGAAUCUUGCUCCCCGGGCUCCGGAGUCAAUUCAGCUAUUUACCCGCUAUAAAGAAAUGUCAUAUUUUUGUUGACUGGAUAUACACAAUUGGGAUUGACUGUCAAGGAUUUUUUCGCACUCAACCAUUUUAGCUGUCUCUCUCAGGUUUGAGGUUAAAGGGCAUCUUGUAUUUAGUGAUGUAUUAAAAUUUGUUCUGCGACGACUCGCCCCAAGAAGUGCCUUGUUUUCGCCCAGUUGAGCUGCGAGGAAAUGUCUGGCUGAGGAUUUGUAACCCACGAAAACCUUGGCCCGUUUUGUAAUGAUAGAUUAAUGCACCGACAAUGGCAAACAAGGCACAGGUUUUGUAUGACUUCACUGCUGAGCCUGGAAACAACGAGCUGACCGUGAGAGAGGGAGAGACCGUCACUAUCACCAAUCAGGGUGUUGGAGGAGGCUGGAUAGAAGCACAGAAUUCCAGAGGAGAGGUUGGACUAGUGCCAGAAGACUACAUUGAGCUCCCAGGAGGAGGGGGAAAUGUAGGACAUGUAGCUGCCCCAGUAGCUGCCCACGCCCCAGACCUAUCAUUCUUUGACGCCUUCGCUGCCCCAGCCAACAACACCACUCAGAACCAGGUGGAUGUUGGGGCCUGUAGUCCUCAGCCGGACACCCCCGACACCCAGGCCCCCCCUUCCUCCUCUUCCCCUGACGAGGCGAGUAACGGUAAAGACCCGUGGUCGGUAUGGAACCAGGACACCACGGGAGGUUCCUCCAACAACUGGGCGGCCCAGCCAGAGGGCACCAUUACAGGCAAGAGUGCUGCCCCUGACCCCUGGGGCACCACAGCACAGAGCCAUCCUCAGGCCUACCAAGGCCCAGAUAUCUAUCCAUAUCCCUACCUUAUUGACUGGUCAGGAGCGGAGGACGAUGAGUGGGAUGAUGAGUGGGAUGAUGUGAAGUCGAACUCCGAGUCUGGAGAUGGAGGGGCCAUCCAGAGAGGAGGGGCUACUGGCUCCUCCAUGAAGAUCUCCCUCAACAACAGGUUCCCCGGGUUCUCCAAGUCUGGUCCUGAGCUGUUCCUCCUCUGCAAGCAACCACCCAAGGGAAAGGAGAAGAUAACCAUCUAUAUGGGGGAGGUUGGUCCAGUGUGGUCCUAUCCAGAGGCUCAGCUGGACUGUGUCGUAGCCGACCCUAAGAAGGGCACCAAGAUGUACGGCCUGAAGAGCUACAUCGAGUACCAUGUCAUACCCAACACCACAAACAGACCUGUCAAUCACCGAUACAAACACUUUGAUUGGCUGUAUGAGAGGCUACUGGACAAGUUUGGUUCAGCCAUCCCCAUCCCCUCUCUACCGGACAAGCAGGUCACAGGGCGUUUUGAGGAGGAGUUUAUCAAGAUGAGGAUGGAGAGGUUGCAGGGCUGGAUGACCAGGAUGUGUCGGCACCCUGUGGUCUCCAACAGUGACGUCUUCCAACUCUUCCUGACCUACAAGGACGAGAAGGACUGGAAAACAGGGAAGAGAAAAGCAGAGAAAGAUGAGGAUGUGGGAGUGAUGAUCUUCUCCUCCAUAGAGCCUGAAGCCCCCGACCUUGACCCCAUCGAAGUGGAGCAGAAGUGUGAUCAGUUCAGUCGUUUCACCAAAGCUAUGGAUGAUGGUGUGAAGGAUCUACUCACAGUGGGCCAGGAGCACUGGAAGAGAUGCACAGGACCUUUGCCCAAAGAGUACCAGAGGAUUGGCAAGGCCUUCCAGAACCUCUCGUCUGUCUUCACCAGCAGUGGAUACCAAGGAGAGGCAACCCUCACCGAUGCCAUGACUUCAGCAGGAAAGACCUAUGAGGAGAUAGCUCAGAUGGUGGCUGAGCAGCCCAGGAAAGACCUGCACUUCCUCAUGGAGAACAACAAUGAGUACAAAGGCCUUCUGGGAUGUUUCCCUGACACCAUUGGAGUACACAAGGCGGCCAUAGAGAAGGUGAAGGAGGGAGACCGGCUGGUGGCAGCUAGCAAGAUCACCCCUCAAGACAAAGUGACCAUGGCUAAACGUGUUAGCACCAUGUCAUAUGCACUACAAGCUGAGAUGAACCACUUCCAUAGCAACCGUAUCUACGACUACAACAGGGUGAUGCAGCUGUACCUGGAGGAGCAAGUGAAGUUCUACGAGACGAUUGCUGAGAAGCUGAAACAAGCACACAGUCAAUUCACCACCAUGUAAACCUGCCUCCUAAGACUGAAAAUGCAAGAAACAGCUUAACACCCAAGAUAUCUCUCUUUUUCUAUUUCUCACUCUGUUGCUUUUUCCCUUUGCGCUCAGUGCAAUUUCAUUUCCUGCAGUCGUUAGCUAAUGAUGCUAAUGUAAUCUGUUUUAAACAGUCUAGGGACUGUUUAGGAAGAGGUGUAGACAGUCGAAACCCAGAUGGGUGGAUUGCAGCAGUGCCUGAUGCACAGUGGGUGCCACAUACAGCACCAAACAGCCCAGUCCCACAGGAAACAACACUGACUUCUUCCUGUGUCUCAGGUCAGGGUAACAUGACAAACAUUCAGGCCCUCAUUGAACACAGUUAAGCAUUGCCCUCACUGACUCAGUGAUUCACUCAAAAUGCAGAGGUAAAAGAGCAGCUCUCUUCCCCUGGCAAAGAGGAUACUGUUUGCAUUUCCUUGUUUGACUGAAUCCAUGGGCUAGUCAUGUGGAACUGACUUCCUCAGUUCCACAUUAUAGUAAAACUACAUUUCCCUACCUUGGUUCUCUGGUAAUGUUUGGAUGGAUGUGUUAUGGAUCUCUCCCAUGACCAAGCACGCCUUUGUGGCUGUUGUUUUUUGCUCCAUGGUUCUUUAUUAUCCCCUGGUCAUCUUUUGGACCUUAUCACAGCAUUUUUUAAUCACAGCAUUUCAACAGAAAUUGUGUUUAUGAUUUUUUAAAGUGAUUGAAACACACUCACAGUUCAGAGUAGAGAUGUUGCAUUAUGCCUUGUCAGUUAAGUUCCAGCAGAUAUGAGAGAGAGUGUGUCACGCCCCUUGCUUGUGAGUGUGUCUGAACACUGCUGGCAGUGCCCCGCCUCUUCCUUCACUCACUUCCUCGAUCUCUAACAGGAAGCUCGACCCUUUCCUGCCACUGUGCCUUGUUGACGUUCUGUAGAAAAUAGAACUGCAUGCUUCGCUAAUUCCCCCCUGCCUUUUUUUUUUUACUAUUCACAUCUUUCCAAAAACAUGGAGUUCUGCUUUUCUCCCUUCUGGAAGGACAAAUCCUGAUGGGGAAUGUUAGAGGUUAUGCAAUGGGAGCCUACUCCUCGUCCAUGGAAGCCAAACAUCAGCGAGCCAAUGCUUCUCCCAAAGCCAGUGCCAAACAUGGUGGCUGGGUCCCAAUACUCGUAAAUUGCUUCCUUGUUUUCUUUCCUUCAAAAAUAGCUGAGCGGUUUCACAAUAUUGUUUUCACCUAUCAAAUCCUUACAUAGCAGUGGUUAGUAAGGAAAUGUGUUAAGACAAUUGGGACACAGCCAUGCCUUUAUCCAGGUGUCUAUGACAGCUCUUCUCUGCCUCACUCCACUUAAUACCGCAGUGCAAUCUUCAAUCAUUAUUUAAUCUCCCUCUUUCUAUUCUCGUCACAUAAAUACAAAUCUAUAUUCUAUCUGAUGCAUGUGCUUUUUGGUUGUUGAGGUAUUAUUUUAUGUAUAGUAAUAUUUGCGAUACGUUGUCACCCAGAAAGAGGAGAAAUUAAGUUUGAUUUAAUAAAAAUGAUUUGUACUCUCCGUG
Messenger RNA from Oncorhynchus kisutch (coho salmon), 3787 nucleotides. RefSeq names its product sorting nexin 9b (gene snx9b). The coding region runs from base 387 to 2252 and encodes 621 amino acids. The transcript has 20 exons. Gene Ontology annotation, biological process: intracellular protein transport; plasma membrane tubulation; mitotic cell cycle. Gene Ontology annotation, cellular component: plasma membrane; cytoplasmic vesicle. Gene Ontology annotation, molecular function: protein binding; phosphatidylinositol binding. The record is from RefSeq and is a predicted model, not a curated record. Lineage: Eukaryota; Metazoa; Chordata; Actinopteri; Salmoniformes; Salmonidae.